AUGGAAGUGGAUGCCGCUAAAGUGGCAUUUGAAUCCUUCGGAGAGGUCUUUCGGGUGAAGCGGUUGGAGAAAUUCAACAACUUCGUGCAGGUGAUCUUCUAUGACGUGCGCUCCGCGGCUGCUGCCUUGAAGGCCUUUGGCGAGGCAGGCUGCAUUCCCGGACCCCAGGUCGGUGAACGAACUGUCAAGUUGGCAGGGGACGAUCAACUGUCUACGAAGGAUUUUCAGAAUAUCUCGGAGGUCCUCAAGAGCAAGGAUGGCACGUUUUUUUUGGAGUUCUAUGACAUUCGCGAUGCAAUGCGCUAUCGAACUCCUAAGGAGACGGCACACCAGGCUUUCACGCGAUAG
Molecule: messenger RNA, 348 nt
Organism: Cladocopium goreaui
Lineage: Eukaryota; Dinophyceae; Suessiales; Symbiodiniaceae
Source: the annotation of a GenBank genome assembly